AUGUAUCUGGAUGCGUGUCAAGUUGGUUCUCAGAUCAGCUGCAGAUAUCCAGUCAAAGCUUUCCACUUCGGCAAGCAUACUUCCAAUGUUUGGCAUGAGGGCCAUGCUGAGCAAACGGCCGACAUUGCUGGAGGAUGCUCCUUUGGCAAAGUGCUGUUAGGAGGAGGAGGAACAGCCGACGUUGUCAGAGGAAGCACCAAGGCCAUACCAAUGGCUGCCAGGAGCUCUUGCGCUGGGCGAUUGCCAGCGGCCAUGCUCUGCUUGCUUGCAGUGCAGAAGGGGCCGAGGCAACUCACUUUUGGCUUUCAGACUGGUUGCUGGCCGCACAACUUGGGUUGUCGCAACGCGUACAUGAUGGUGCAAGAACCCAUACCACGCGCAGAUUGGAAAAUCGCGAGCUCUCUGCUCAUUUCCAUCUCCAUCCUACUCAUCAUCGUGACGGUCAAAUUGACGGUGAUACCCUUGCAGGACCAGCAGUACUUUUUGCUGUACGCUGUGCUUGCAAGCAACGUCAAAAAGCAUCCCGACAAUGCAGCCAGAUGGAUUUGGGAUUUGGCACACAAGCAAUUGAACAGCAAUGCCAACCACUUUUUGCACUUGUGGUUCAAGGACAAUGCGCACACCAUGCAGCACCAUGAUUGA
Molecule: messenger RNA, 642 nt
Organism: Ceraceosorus guamensis
Lineage: Eukaryota; Fungi; Basidiomycota; Exobasidiomycetes; Ceraceosorales; Ceraceosoraceae
Exons: 3
Coding region: 1-642 (213 amino acids)
Source: RefSeq, a predicted model, not a curated record